Messenger RNA from Laccaria bicolor S238N-H82, 1680 nucleotides. RefSeq lists its product as uncharacterized. The coding region runs from base 1 to 1680 and encodes 559 amino acids. NCBI's taxonomy places the organism in Eukaryota, Fungi, Basidiomycota, Agaricomycetes, Agaricales, Hydnangiaceae. The record is from RefSeq and is a predicted model, not a curated record. Gene Ontology annotation, biological process: protein processing; protein targeting to peroxisome; protein catabolic process. Gene Ontology annotation, cellular component: peroxisomal matrix. The transcript has 6 exons. Gene Ontology annotation, molecular function: ATP-dependent peptidase activity; serine-type endopeptidase activity; ATP hydrolysis activity.
AUGGCGGAUUUGAAACGAAGGAUCGAAGCUAUGGAACCUGGUUCCGAAGAGCGCAAAAUGGGCGUCAGAGAGUGGCGGAGACUGAAGCGAAUUCCUCAAGGAAGUGUAGAAAACGGAGUGAUCAGGUCAUAUCUUGAAUGGCUUACCUCUAUUCCCUGGCCUAAUUCCACGCAUAUCUCUCCGGCACCGGACUCAAGCCAGCUUCAGUUGAAAACAAGGCCUUUCCUUGCCGCUGCUCGUGCUCAGCUCGAUGCGGACCAUUUUGGUUUGGAGAAAAUUAAGAAGCGUUUGAUUGAAUACUUGGCGGUAGUGAGGUUGAAAGAGUUGAAUGCGGAAAGGGAGGCAAAGGAACUUGCAGUCAAGGAGGCUUCUCAAGAGAGUCGGAGCGCAAAGGCGGCGCAGGAGGCUCGAAAUAUUGAGGGUGCGAACGCCCAAGAGACGAAGGACGGCAAGGAGCUUGUGGCCUAUGACAAAAAUCAACAACCACAGCCUCGGGUGCAACCUUCACUUGGAAAGCCUAGCCGGAAUGGCAAGAAAGGCGUCAAGGGGCCCAUUUUCCUGUUCGUCGGGCCUCCUGGUACGGGCAAAACAUCUCUUGGACAAUCUGUCGCGAAAGCUUUAGAUCGACCAUUCCAGCGGAUUUCGCUGGGUGGCGUACGAGACGAGGCGGAAAUCAGAGGACAUCGACGGACGUAUGUAGCCAGCGAGAAGAUCCACAUUGCUCGUCGGUUCUUGCUUCCUAAACAGCUACAAGCGAACGGUCUUGACGCGUCACAAAUCAAUAUCACCGAGCCAGCUCUGCUUCACAUCACCACGAGGUAUACACGCGAAGCCGGUGUACGAAGUCUCGAGCGCGCCAUUGGUGGCGUGGUACGAUACAAGGCUGUUGAUUGGGCCCUUGACGGCACAACUCAAACCCAACAGCAGGAGGGGACAAGCUCAGGCACGUCGGUAUCGCAGCUGAAGGAGUCUAAAUCCCUUGUCGAGGAGCACGAGUUGGAGAAGAUUCUUGGCAUUGCAAGGUGGGAUGGAGAAGAGAGGGAGAGGGAGGAGAGGAGGGGUGUUGUCUAUGGACUUGUGGUCAUGGGUCAGAGUGAAGGUGGAAUCUUACCUGUGGAAACGAUCGCUGUUCCUGGUUCUGGAAAGUUGAAACUUACUGGGAGUUUGGGUGAUGUGAGCUUGCUAGUUUCGUUGUCCUUGCUUGUGGGUUGGCAACUCAUUGUCCUUCGUUUUUCCAAGGUCAUCAAAGAAAGUGGGGAACUGGCGUUGAGUUGGGUGAAGAGGCACGCGUAUGACUUGUGUAUCACCAAUUCGCGGACGGAAGAACCUUUGAAGUUCCCUGAUCCCAUUGAUAUACAUUUACACCUUCCUGCGGGUGCGCAGAAGAAGGAUGGACCGAGUGCUGGCGUUGCUAUGACGUGUGCAUUUGUGUCGUUGACUGGCACAUGUGUUCCAGCCAACAUCGCAAUGACUGGCGAGAUCACAUUGCGUGAUGCCCACCGAGCGCAGGUGACCAAAGUCAUCCUACCUUGGGCGAACCGCAAGGACGUGGAACAUGACGUUUUGCCUGAGAUUCCAAAUGAGAUGGAGUUCGUCUUUCGGGAUGAUCGACAUGGGACAUAUUUGAGGUGCAUUACAGGACCAUCAACAUUUGCCAAAAUUUUACUGCUACGAGUAUGA